GAAAAAAAAGACCAGUCAUCGCCUCGAUUGUCGAAACAGGAGUCUCCGUCAUCCACCCUGUGCUAUGCCUUUCUCGAUCGAUUGUUCUUGAGAGAGAGAGAGAGAGAGAGAGAGAGAGAAGACGACGACGAAGAAUGCUUGCUCUUACGCUACGAAAGGUCUACAGGCAUUCGCCUCUGGGCUGAAAAUUUUCAGGUUUCAACGUGCCAAUAUCAAGUACACAAAUCAUUGGUUUCUGCGAAUACUGCCACAUUGUAACACAAGGGAGGUGGUUGAAUAUACUUCACAGUUGGGCUGUAUUUAUUUAGGAGAAUGGCAGAUGGAAUGUCAAGCUUCUGGGGUCCUGUCACGUCCACCACCGAGUGGUGUGAAACUAAUUACGUCUACUCUUCCUACAUUGCAGAAUUCUACAACACUAUAUCCAAUAUCCCAUGCAUUCUUUUGGCACUAAUAGGCUUAAUAAAUGCCUUAAGACAACGUUUUGAGAAGAGAUUUACUGUUCUUCACAUAUCAAAUAUGAUACUAGCCAUUGGGAGCAUGUUAUUCCAUGCCACAUUGCAGCAUGUGCAACAACAAAGCGAUGAAACUCCAAUGGUAUGGGAAAUGCUCCUCUACCUUUACAUCCUCUACUCCCCAGAUUGGCACUAUCGCAGUACGAUGCCCACCUUCCUUUUUCUCUAUGGUGCCGCUUUUGCUGUUGCCCAUUCCCAGAUCCGUUUUCGCAUUGGAUUCCAGGUUCACUACAUAAUCUUGUGCCUCCUAUGCAUCCCCAGGAUGUACAAGUAUUAUAUCUACACUCAAGAUGUCUCUGCUAAGCGGGUUGCAAAGUUGUAUGCGGCUACCCUAUUUGUUGGUAGUUUGUGUUGGCUGUUUGAUCGUUUAAUGUGCAAGGAGAUAUCAAGUGGGCCCUUCAACCCACAGGGCCAUGCCUUGUGGCAUGUCUUAAUGGGUUUUAACUCUUACUUUGCAAACACAUUCUUGAUGUUUUGCCGCGCUCAGCAACGGGGAUGGAACCCAAAGAUUGUCCAUCUCAUGGGGGUCCUUCCUUAUGUGAAGAUCAAGAAACCAAAAUCCCAGUGAGACGUUUUCGGGGCAAAAAAGCUAGCAGACAAUCAACUUUUUUCAUUUUCAUGUUGAGAUGAAUUUCCAAUUACGUUUAUUGAUGUGGUUAGUUUGGACCACAUAUUUUUUCCCAUGUGCGGGUGUGGAAGUACCGUGCAUUGUACCAUAUCUUAUAUGCUUGUUUUGGCGGUAUUAGGAUAGUGAAAUUUGUUUUGUUAGUUUUUUUUUUUUUGGAUUUGGGAUUUUAGAGAAGACGGACGAAAAAGCUACCUUGAAUUUGUUAUGGAACCUGAACCAGCAGGAGUUCCUAUUAAUUUGAUAGUGUUCGGUUUA
Messenger RNA from Rhododendron vialii, 1395 nucleotides. Its product is annotated as alkaline ceramidase. The record is from RefSeq and is a predicted model, not a curated record. Lineage: Eukaryota; Viridiplantae; Streptophyta; Magnoliopsida; Ericales; Ericaceae. Gene Ontology annotation, biological process: response to salt stress; autophagy; ceramide metabolic process. Gene Ontology annotation, molecular function: hydrolase activity, acting on carbon-nitrogen (but not peptide) bonds, in linear amides. The transcript is spliced from 4 exons. Gene Ontology annotation, cellular component: membrane. Bases 313 to 1080 code for a protein of 255 amino acids.